GAAUAAUGAAGCAACUACAGAUACACCUUUAAAGAUACAAACUGCGCUUCCGUCCGUCCUCUCGACCACACACACCGCACCACUAACGUCUCAUUCUUGCACUCUGAAAGCGGAAUCGCCGUGUUUCCGGUUUGCUUCCGGCGGAGUUGUGCGAGCUUGACGCAGGGGGUCGCGAGCUGCUGUUGUCAGCCUGCAGCAUCAGAAAACAAACAACAGGCGCAGCAGGCUCGUUAUAAACGCCGGGAAAGAUGGUGGCUAAACAGAGGAUCCGCAUGGCCAACGAGAAACACAGCAAGAACAUCACGCAGAGAGGAAACGUGGCCAAGACGCUGCGACCACAAGAGGAGAAGUAUCCUGUGGGCCCCUGGCUACUCGCCCUCUUUGUAUUUGUUGUGUGUGGAUCAGCUAUAUUUCAGAUCAUUCAGAGCAUCCGUAUGGGGAUGUGAUCCAGAAGGAGCCUCUAGGCUCCCGUUCCCCUCCUCAUGCCCUCACUGAGCCUGGCUAACCCGCGCCUGCACACACCCCCCGACCCCCUCCAGAGGCCCAGAGACUGACACCGAAGCUUCGGAUCCAGCAGACCUCGGAGACAGAAGCUUCCCCCCGACCUCUGCCUCCAGCGACCCCUCGAUCAGCGUUUACAUGUGUUGCAGUCUGUGGUGCUGACAGCUUUUCUAUGGACAGUCUAAAACCACGCCGGCUGGAGAACGUGUGUGUGUGUGUGUCUCAUCACUCACUUGGCUCAUACCUCUGUGUGUGUGAGUGUGUGUGUGUAUGUGUGUGUGAGACUGUUAACGUGAGAGUGUGCGGCCAGUGAAGUCUGCUGACAAUGUGCCAUACUGUAUCUGCCUGUGUUCGUCUGCGUCGUGUGAGAAGAAUCUUUUUUCAAAUAAAUGUCGAGCAUUUA
Messenger RNA from Thunnus maccoyii (southern bluefin tuna), 904 nucleotides. RefSeq names its product stress-associated endoplasmic reticulum protein family member 2 (gene serp2). Lineage: Eukaryota; Metazoa; Chordata; Actinopteri; Scombriformes; Scombridae. Gene Ontology annotation, biological process: endoplasmic reticulum unfolded protein response. The record is from RefSeq and is a predicted model, not a curated record. Bases 249 to 446 code for a protein of 65 amino acids. The transcript has 3 exons. Gene Ontology annotation, cellular component: endoplasmic reticulum.